CAUGUAUAAGGCUGUGAAACGAUGGCGUCAGUUGUCGUCUGCAGUGUUCUGUACAUAAAAAUUUUGGUUUUGAUAUGUUGAACAGAACGUAAGCAUACUUUGAUUUUAGUACAGCUAUGUAAUGGUGACACCAACUCAUGGCGAGCCACAACGGAAAUGCUCCUCAGCAACACUUUGUGGAAAGGAUAGACUACAACGAAAUUCAAUUUUUAAAGGUUGUAGGUAAAGGAUCAUUUGGUGUCGUCUACAAAGGAAUAUGGAGAGGCAACACAGUUGCUGUCAAACGGAUCGAAACAGAAUCAGAGCGGAAGGCGUUUAUGGUUGAGGUUCAUCAGCUCUCCAGGGUUUCCCACAAGAACAUAGUAAAACUUUAUGGAGCUUAUAUCGAUGAACAACAAAAUCCAGGUCUUGUCAUGGAAUUUGCAGAGGGUGGAUCACUUUAUAAUGUAUUACAUGGGCGAUCUCAAAAACGGUACACUGCUGGGCAUGCUAUCAGUUGGGCUCUUCAGUGUGCCAGUGGUGUCUCUUACUUACACAACAUGAAACCGAAAGCCCUUAUCCACAGGGACCUGAAAUCUCCUAAUUUACUGUUGGUUGCAGGAGGAGAGUUAUUAAAAAUCUGUGAUUUUGGUACUGCUUGUGUUAAAAGCACAUACAUGACUAAUAACAAAGGCAGUGCUGCGUGGAUGGCUCCAGAGGUUUUUGAAGGGAGUCAAUACACUGAGAAAUGUGAUGUUUAUAGUUGGGGUAUCAUACUGUGGGAAGUUUUGAGCAGGCGGAAACCUUUCAGUGAGAGUGGUAAUGCUUUUCGCAUAUUGUGGGAGGUAUACAAAGGUAUUCGUCCACCUCGAAUUCAAAACUGUCCAAAACCAGUAGAGGAUAUAAUGACAAGGUGCUGGGAUAAGGACCCUAAUCUGAGACCUCCCAUGGAUGAUGUUGUAAAUUAUAUGUCUAAACUCAUUGAUCUGUUUGGGAACUACAAUACACCUAUUGAGAAACUAGCAGAGCAAGAACCAAUUGAAGAGAAUGAUGAAGAAGAUGAUGCCUAUAUUUCAAGUUCACACACCGGUGACAGCAGUACUUACAGCGCAAAUGGUCUCACCAAUGGCACUGGGCAACGGCGCGAACCCGUUAUGCCCAGAACUGGAGAUCCCAGCAGUUUCCCACCUUUAACGCUUGAUGUUGACCCUGUACCUGAAGGUCCAAAGCUUAGCAUUGCACCCCACAACCCAUCCAACGGCCAGGGGCCUCCUCUAGACCACCCUUCAAGUCAAUGCGGUGGCCAGGAGGAAGUUGACAACGUGCACUUAAUGUUGGACAACCAGCUCCGCCCCGUCGAACCAGUCGCAAGCUGCCAGCAAUCCCUCCAAAUUUUCACGGAGCACAAGCAGCUCGCCCAGGAGUACCUCACAGUACAAACGCAAAUGGCCUAUCUGUCAAAGUACAAGAUGGAUCUGAUGGAGAAGUUAAGUGAGGCUGAAGGGCUAAGUCAGUUGGAUCAACAGGACACUGAACAACAGCAGGAGCUGCUGCGCAAGCUUACCAAUGAAAAGGAAAAUCUUGUACAAUUGCACCAAAACCUUAACCGUCAACUGGACCUUAUCCGGCGCAGGCAAGGUGGUAGUCAAGAAGAUGGAUGGGUUGUUGUACCACAUCAAGAACCUGCUGCAUAGACCUAGUCAGACUAGACUGAAAAGUGUGCACCUCUUUCCUACCUUUAAGUCCUAUAUACAAGCAUUCCACUGUCAGUACUUAUUUAAAUCACAAAGGGCAUUAGAGAUAUGUAUCUUUUGCAUUUAAUUUUGUUUGAAAUGAGUCACAGUACAAGAUGUGACCUAUUAGUUAUCAAAAGAUAGUAAUGUAAGUAAUCAUUUGUCAAACUUGCCAGGAUUGUCAGAUAGCCAUGUGAGGUUCUAACUAUUUUCCUUUUUAUAUUUUGUUGUUGAUAUCUUUGAUAAUGAAUUUUAUUCAAGCCCAACUUCACCCUUACAAGCUUUAUAUUUGACAGUCUGUUAACUCAAGAGUGUAAGUUUAUUUCAUGGAAAACCUGCUAGCUCAAAGACUUAAAAUAAGUCAUCCAAUGAACAAAAAAGUUCAAUGACGAUGCUGUCAAUAGAAAAUUUUGGUGUGUCUAGUACUACUUUUCAGCUGUUGCUAGUGUGCAUUCUGGGAUUCAUUACACUUUUUAAAAUGUAUUUUACAGUUUUAUUUUACGUUGUUGGUUUGAAAUGAUCCCAACAGGGUGUAAUUGUAGCUAUAAAGUGCCUUCUGCGGUUAUUUUUCUGAAAUUUUAACGAAGCAUGAAUUUGAGCAUUGCAGACAGGGUUUUUUGUGAUAGUAAUAAUCAAAACUAAGUAUGGUACAUACCCCACCAAACAGUACAAUAUGUAAUAAACAGAACUUUUGUAUUCUUGGUAUGUUUUCCGAGACCUCUUUAUUAAAGUUUAUUGACGAAAUGGUUGUUUUACAUUUUUUGGGGGUACUAGCAUGUUUUAAAAUUAAGACAAAAUAUUGAUAAUCCUGAAACUUAUACUUUUACUUGUACUGAAAUCAAUGGUAUCAGGAAUAAAGCCUGAGCCCCUCGCCGAAUCCCCAUCAACUAAA
Molecule: messenger RNA, 2604 nt
Organism: Frankliniella occidentalis (western flower thrips)
Lineage: Eukaryota; Metazoa; Arthropoda; Insecta; Thysanoptera; Thripidae
Product: mitogen-activated protein kinase kinase kinase 7
Exons: 11
Coding region: 138-1673 (511 amino acids)
Biological process (GO): positive regulation of canonical NF-kappaB signal transduction; protein phosphorylation; JNK cascade
Molecular function (GO): ATP binding; MAP kinase kinase kinase activity; magnesium ion binding
Source: RefSeq, a predicted model, not a curated record